ACAUGGUACUUACCACAUUUUGGGGUAGACAACCCAAAUAAAAAAAAACUACGUCUGGUCUUCGAUGCCGCAGCUAGCACAAAUGGUUUGUCAUUAAAUGACUAUCUACUGAAGGGGCCGGACCUACUUACAUCUCUGUUCGGCAUUAUGGUAAGAUUUAGGGAGAACAGAGUAGCGGUGACCGGCGAUAUAAAAGAUAUGUUUUUAAGGAUAAAGGUAAGAGAAGAAGACCAGAACGCACUCAGAUUUCUGUGGAGAAGCAGUCCUGCAGAACAUGAAAAAACGUACGUGAUGACGUCAUUAAUAUUUGGCGCGAAAUGUUCACCGUUCAUAGCUCAAUUUAUUAAGAAUAAAAACGCACUAAGGUAUGAGUCAUCGAUGCCAAACGCCGUAGCAGCGAUAUGUAAUCAACAUUAUAUGGAUGACUACAUAGACAGUUUGCCAGACGAGGCCGCCGCCAUAACAAUGGUACGUAAUAUUAGUAAAAUUCACAAAUCAGGUGGUUUUCAUAUUUGUAAUUGGACUAGCAACAGUCCAGCCGUAUUGGAUAGUAUUCCAAAGGAGUCCUUAGGUACUACGGCCGUAAAGUUCAAAAUAGAUCAAGAAUGCGAAGGUGAACGUACGCUCGGAUUGAUAUGGUACCCGCGCGAAGACGAGUUGGGGUUCGAUGUGUCUCUCAAGCGCAUACCACAUGACAUAAUUAAUGGUAAGAAUAGACCAACAAAAAGAGUUAUGCUCAGAGUCAUAAUGUCAAUAUUCGAUGUAUUUGGAUUCUUAUCGCCAUUUUCUAUACAAGGUAAAAUAAUGUUGCAAGAUACCUGGCGCGCUGGAAUCAGCUGGGACGACUUAGUAACAGAUGACAUACAUAAAAAAUGGUGUCAGUGGGUCAAUGUACUAACGAGUGAAAUAAAAAAUAUCCGUCUGCCGAGGUGGUAUCAAGCAGCGACGAGUGGGAGCGAGUCAGCGAUAAAACGUAGCACAUCAGUUCAGGUAAACAUAACCUCUCUCACCUCUCUUACAUCUACAAGCGUAACCGAACGGGCUAUCGGCUACGAAACUGGCGUAGCUAAUAGCUGCGCUACGACAUCCCGCUGCAAUGACGUAGUGACAGGCGCUACGAAACAGGUUUUGGCUGGAAGUGAAUAUAGUAAUUUAGAGUUACACUUGUGUUGCGAUGCGUCGACUAAAGCAAUGUGCGCAGUCGCAUACUGGCGAUGGUACGUAAAUAAAGAUAUAUGUAUGUCAUUCAUAGCUAGCAAGUGCCGUGUCGCGCCCGUGAGUCAUACUACCGUGCCGCGUUUGGAAUUGCAAGCUGCUUUAUUGGCUGCGAGGUUGGCAGAUACAAUAAUCAGAGAACACAAAAUAAAUCCAGUAAGGCGUUAUUUUUGGUGCGACUCUAGUACCGUGCUACACUGGAUAUGUAAUAAUACACGUAGCUAUAAAACGUACAUAGCAAACCGGCUGGGUGAAAUAGACGAGCUAAGCCGCCCUGAGGAGUGGCGGUAUGUACCUACAAAAUUAAAUGUUGCUGAUCUCGCUACGAGAGAAAAUUACGACGAUUCUCUUUUUAAAAAUGAAUGGUUUAGAGGUCCGUCAUUCUUAUACAGCGAUGAGUCAUCGUGGCCGGUGAAUAUAAUCGAUAAGAUAAAUGAAAUGAGUUUAGAACGAGUAAUGAUAAUACAACAUGAAGAUUGUAACUUACCUGUACCUGACCCAGGAAGAUUUUCAUGCUGGUUACGACUGGUGAGGGCUACGGCAUGUAUUCUAAAAUUUAUAUACAAGUGUAGAAAGCAGAUUGAGACUGUUUGCACAGUCAUGAAGAGGGCUGAGCGAUUGCUGCUAAAAUAUACACAAGAACAGUCAUUCGGUGAUGAAAUAGCUGCAAUUAAAAAUGGUAACUGUUUGUCAAAAGGUAGUAAGUUACUUACGUUAUCUCCAUUUCUGGAUGAGUACGGGAUUCUCCGUGUCGGCGGCCGCAUAGAUGCUGCACCGGAUGUUGAACCUGAAAUGAAGAGACCUAUCAUCUUGGACGGGCGUAGUCAGGUAUCUCAAUUAAUUGUUAGAUACAACCAUGUGAAGACAGCCCACGGGAACCAGGAAACCGUUGUAAACAACCUGAAACAGAAAUAUUGGAUUAUUAGAAUACGUCCAACCGUAAAACAUGUAGCAUAUAAAUGUAUGUUUUGUAGAAUAAAAAGAGCAAAACCACAGGUACCGAGAAUGGGAGAGCUGCCUGAAGCACGACUGGCUCAUCAUCAGCGUCCUUUCACACACUGUGGUCUGGAUUUGUUUGGACCCAUGGAGGUCACUGUGGGGAGACAUAGAGAGAAAAGGUAUGGAGUUUUAUUUACUUGUUUGACCGUCCGUGGAAUCCACUUAGAACUGGUAUCAUCACUUACCUCUGACUCCCUCAUUAUGGCUCUUCGUCGAAUGGCAGCAAGACGGGGUUGGCCUCGUAUGCUGUACUCUGAUAAUGGUACAAACUUGAGAGGCGCUGAUGCUGAGCUGAAGAAGUCUAUAAAUGAGGUAGAUUUUGAUAGGCUAACAAAUGAAGCAGCUAAUAAUGGAGUGGAAUGGACCUUCAUCCCGCCUGCCAGUCCCCACUGGGGUGGGGCAUGGGAGCGACUUAUUAGGAGUGUCAAGACUUCACUUAGGGUAAUUUUAAAAGAACGUGCACCACGUGAAGAAGUACUCAACACGCUCCUGACGGAAGUUGAGAAUAUUGUCAACAGUCGACCCUUGUCACAUGUAUCGGUAGAAGUAGGUAGUAGUGAGUCUCUAACUCCUAAUCAUUUUAUGUUGUGUUCGUCAUCAAAUUUGCCAACUGUUGGUGUAUUUAAUGACUCUGAUUUGUACCUACGUAAACAGUGGCGUAAGGCGCAGAGGCUCGCUGACAUGUUUUGGAAGCGGUGGGUCAGAGAAGUGCUUCCUGACCUAAUACCUAGGCGUAAAUGGCAGUACGACCAGACACCGAUACAGGUAGGUGAUUUUGUACUUAUUGUCGAUCCUGAUGCACCUCGUAAUUUCUGGCUGAAAGCUGUGGUUCAGCAGGUGUUUCCAGGAAGGGAUGGUCGAGUUAGGGUCGUAGAAUUGAAAACUAAGACUGGCAUUUUGAAACGGCCGAAUGGCGAAGUAAAGCAACUGACACCGAUAGACUUUCAACUAUGCUUCUAUGGGUGUCCCAUAAUAGAUUUCCUAUACUACAUAUUCUCGUCGACGGAUCAAGAAUUCAGAAAGAACCAUCUAGAAUCUCUCAAAGACGUCUAUCACGAAACUAUGACAAUUUUUUUGAAGCACUUCAAUAUGGACGUCGAGAAGUACUUUCCAAGGGACGAAUUUGAGAAGAUGUUUAGAGAGAAACUUGACUAUGGUCUUAUGGUAUCUCUAUGGUAUACCCCAUUCGCUCUGGCCGAUGAUGGUACGAUAGGAGAUGUCACUAAUAUGGAUUUGACCACUAUGAAAAUAGAAUUCAAUGAUGCCACUAAAACUAGAAUAAGAGGUAUCGUGGAUGAUUUCAUUCAGUGGGGUUAUAUUUAG
Messenger RNA from Achroia grisella, 3537 nucleotides. RefSeq lists its product as uncharacterized. NCBI's taxonomy places the organism in Eukaryota, Metazoa, Arthropoda, Insecta, Lepidoptera, Pyralidae. The record is from RefSeq and is a predicted model, not a curated record. The coding region runs from base 148 to 3537 and encodes 1129 amino acids. Gene Ontology annotation, biological process: DNA integration. The transcript is spliced from 2 exons. Gene Ontology annotation, molecular function: nucleic acid binding.